This is a messenger RNA of Adineta ricciae, 2073 nucleotides long. NCBI's taxonomy places the organism in Eukaryota, Metazoa, Rotifera, Eurotatoria, Adinetida, Adinetidae. The record is from the annotation of a GenBank genome assembly.
AUGAGUCAGCAUAACGUUCAUCUGCUCGAUCUUCCGAAUGAAAUACUAUUUAUCAUCUUGAAAAAACUUCCCAAUAUCGAUGUUCUUUAUUCUUUGUUUGGUAUCAAUAAUCAAAGGCUUAAUCUUAUUGCACAAGAAGAUGUUUUUAUUCGAAAUCUUCAUUUUGUUCGUACUUCUCAAUCAACAGAUGAGGUUCAUUCAAUGUCUGAUGCAAUCUUGAAUCGAUUCUGUCAUUUAAUAUUGCCAAAGAUUCAUGAAAAUAUUAAAUCACUUACUGUUGAAUCUGUUUCUAUGGAAAAUAUUUUCAACAGUGGUAUUUAUCCUAAUCUAACUAAACUUACAAUUUUUAAUUUCAAUGAACAAGUCAUUUCUUAUUAUUUGAAUGAUAAUUCUCCUUGUGCACAUAUUUAUAAACUACCAAUUACAGAUCUUAUUCUUAUUAUCAAUGAAAAAAGUGUUAUCGAUGGGAACGAAUUCGAGAAUAUUAAUGUAGAUUAUGGAAUUAUUUUGACUCUAUUUAAACAUUUAAAUCAUUUGAGUAUCAAACCAAUAUCUAUAUUUGAUUAUCCACCUUUAUCAUUAUGUAAUUCAUCAUCAAUGACUUGUUCUUCUUCAAUCCUUACGAAAUUAUGUAUCAACGUACAUAGUUUUAAUGACUGUUUAGCUUUGCUUGAUGGUCGUCUCAAGCAAUUAACUUCGNAGAAUAUUAAUGUAGAUUAUGGAAUUAUUUUGACUCUAUUUAAACAUUUAAAACAUUUGAGUAUCAAACCAAUAUCUAUAUUUGAUUAUCCACCUUUAUCAUUAUGUAAUUCAUCAUCAAUGACUUGUUCUUCUUCAAUCCUUACGAAAUUAUGUAUCAACGUACAUAGUUUUAAUGACUGUUUAGCUUUGCUUGAUGGUCGUCUCAAGCAAUUAACUUCGUUCAAUGUUCAAAUUAAUUAUAUUGGCAAUAGAAUAUCAAGAUCUUAUAACAUGGAUGAUCUGCCAAAUUUACAUUGUUUUUCAUUGAUAUGUUAUAAUGAUACAACUGGAUUUCAAAAUUUAGUUGUACCUCUUCUUCGACGAAUGUCAUAUUUGAAAGAAUUAACUAUCUAUAUUCAAAUAUGCCAUACAUUUUUGUUUGUUUCUGGUCAUUAUCUUGAUAAUGAAAUUCUCAAUCGUAUGUUUCAACUUCAAAUAUUCAAAUUCUAUUUUGCUUCUCAAACUAAUACUCAUGAUCUCUCUAUUCGUUUAUCUAAUGAAGAUAUUGAAAAAACUUUCACCAAUAAAGAACAACGACAUAUGACUUCUAUGGUGGAUUAUAUUGAUUCAAUGGGAAUGAUAUCGCGUGUUUUUUCAAUUCCAUUUCAAUUUACUCGUUUGAGGGAUAUUACAAAUAAUCUUCCAACUACGGUGUAUGAUUCUGUUACUCAUUUAAAAUUAUCUGAUGAAAAACCAUUCAACUAUGAAUUUUUUUAUCGACUUGCACGAAUUUUCCCAUCUGUUCGAAGUCUAUGUAUUUGGAAUCUUCUUUCGCCAUUUUCUACAUAUCGCGAAUACUGUUCAAAAGAUGAACAUUGGUGUUCUAUGAUUGAAUAUUCUCAACUUAUUUCACUUGAUAUAAGUUUUACACAUAUUCAUUACGUUGAACAGUUCCUCAACGAAACGAAAGUGUGUUUACCUCGUNAUGAAUUUUUUUAUCGACUUGCACGAAUUUUCCCAUCUGUUCGAAGUCUAUGUAUUUGGAAUCUUCUUUCGCCAUUUUCUACAUAUCGCGAAUACUGUUCAAAAGAUGAACAUUGGUGUUCUAUGAUUGAAUAUUCUCAACUUAUUUCACUUGAUAUAAGUUUUACACAUAUUCAUUACGUUGAACAGUUCCUCAACGAAACGAAAGUGUGUUUACCUCGUUUAACUGAAUUAAAGGUCAAAUAUCGACAUUUGAGAACGGUAACGGAGAAUUUUACAAAAGAUGUGACACGACGCAACUGUGCUAAAGUGAAAACGUUAAUUCUUCAACACUCCGCAAUUCACACCGACGAUAUUUCUCACUAUUUUCCUUUGUUGUCACAUACAUUUUCUCAUGAUGUUAUCUGA